Hemibagrus wyckioides is the source of this 3798-nucleotide messenger RNA. RefSeq names its product transcriptional-regulating factor 1. The record is from RefSeq and is a predicted model, not a curated record. Gene Ontology annotation, biological process: negative regulation of DNA-templated transcription; regulation of transcription by RNA polymerase II. Gene Ontology annotation, molecular function: transcription corepressor activity. NCBI's taxonomy places the organism in Eukaryota, Metazoa, Chordata, Actinopteri, Siluriformes, Bagridae. Bases 445 to 3453 code for a protein of 1002 amino acids. Gene Ontology annotation, cellular component: transcription regulator complex; histone deacetylase complex. The transcript is spliced from 15 exons.
AAAGAAAAGACUGCAUUUCCUGAACUUCCUUAAACCCCCCUAAGCUGUCAGAAAUAGGACUUAAUAUAGGAGAUACAUAGAAUUCCUUACUCAGCAGUACAUAUGUUGACUUCCUCUGCUUGGCCAACAUCUCAACAUACAUUUUUAGUGGUCGAUGAUGUUUGUGUAGACUAUGGUGCAUGUGGUUGCUUUUGCCUUUACUGACUUGGCUUACAAAAUGGACCAAACAUAUUGAAGCAGAAAGUAGAGGGAAUGACUAACUCAACUGAAGUCUUUCUACAUUCAGCAUCUAUACAAGACAUACCUGCAAAAUGAUAAUGGAAAUAUUUGUUUAACAUCUUCAUUAAGUGCAGUUAAAAUCCAUUGGUAAAUUUGGUUUUUAAGGCCAUAAAAAAGACAUAGCAAAAUUAAGAAUAAAGGCACUGAUUGAUCUCUAUUUCCAAUAUGACCGAGAAUCUAUAUGAGAUUAAUGACCUAACUAAUAACAGUAACGGUUUAAAUGUUACAAGAUGUGGUUAUGCUAUGCAUAGUACAACCUCAAUACAGCCAUCACCAGUGUCUCCACACAUUAACCAAAAGUAUAUGCAGUCCCCUACAACUCCACAAAAUGAGCUUUCUCCAUUACUUGACAUACCACAUGAUGAAGGAUCUUGGGACCACAAUCAACUUGAGAAGGCUGCAUCUUCCAUGUUAACUGAGACUAUGAAUUCCCCUGUGGUCUACCCCUUCAAUGUUGCUGAAGCUUUACACGGACUGGAUUCCUUUUCCAAGGCAUUUCCUGUAAAAAACCCAAAUACUGUCUUUGUUAAUAAUAUAGGUGAAAAGAGUUCAGAAGACAAUCAGGUGACAGAAAUUUUGCUGUCACCCCAGAGAGGAACACCUUCAGCUGGGUCAGAUAGAGAGCCCUUUAGUCCGGUAACCAUGCAGAGUCGGCCACUGCAGUGCCAUAAUCAGCUAAUGCAUCAUCCCAUAGACAGCCAAAAUAUGGCUCAUAAUCCCUACCAAAGCCACCAGCAAUAUUAUGGAUAUCAACAUCACAAGUCACAGUUGAGAGACAAUUUAGCACCGUUAUACAAGGUACCUUUUAACAAAUCUCAGAACCAGUAUCUUCUCCAGCAGCAAGGAAAUCAAAUCCAUCAGCAGCAGCUUCCUUCUUAUCCAUUAGCCCAGCAAAAGCAGCAAGGCCAUGAGUCCAUUGGAUCACCAAGAGAUAGCUACACUGAGGACCAUAAAGCAUCUGAGCAACCAAUUUUCCAGACUGGUCUACACACCACUCAUUUCCAGGGGCCACAGAAUUUUCUUUCACUUUCCCAGCAGAAUGAUUUUUACCAGCACCAGCAGGCUAAUGAGCUAACACACUCAUUCCCUUUUAAACAAAAUCCAUCUUUUCAAGAUCACUUGGGAUCAGGUGACAUUAUGGCAGGAUUUUCCAAUCCAAAGGAGGAGGUUUAUAUGGAUUUAAACUACCACCACAAACAGGAGGACUUCUGUAGUUCCCAUUAUCAAAGUGUGGGGUCAGGGGUCAAUCAACCUGCUCAGUCACUCGCUCUGAGAGGAGGAGUACUUCAUCACCUUAACUCUUACAGGCCACCUUGCGAACAGAUGCGCUCAUCAGAUAUUCAAGAGGACCAACAAUUACCCUACUACAGGACGGAGGCACCGAGAGCUGAAGGAGCAAAAACAAAGCUGAAAUGCAUUUUAUGCCACCGGGAGUUUAAGAGCUUGCCAGCUCUUAAUGGCCACAUGCGUUCCCAUGGAGGAUUCAGGACAAAUCCCCCAAUACAGAAAACUACCGAUGAACAAAUUCAUCUGUCUAAAGAAGUAAUUCAAGUUGACCCCAUGGUGUUCCCUGUAUCUGUUCCUGUAAAGGAUUACUCAGUUCCCUCCAGGCUUCCAAAUAACUUUCAUAACCACCUAAGACAUAAUGAUUUGGAUAACUCAGAAGAAAGUCAUACACAGCGACAGAAGGUUCUUCCUUCCCGUGCCAAGAGUUCAGUAGGAGCUGGAGAAGGUGCAGCAAAGCAAGAGAAAAAGCGGUAUCGACACUGCCUGGUGCCACUUGUAAUCUCCCCAUGUGCAGCUGGUCUCGAGUCCAGAGGCCCGGUGCUUUUCCAGAGCCAGCUGCGUUCACCAAUCAGCUGCGGCGAUGAUGUUCCAUACACUCCUCCACCAAUGCUCAGCCCUAUACGACCAGGCUCUGGCCUUUUCAGUAGUGUUAAUGCAGGGCAAUCAUGCACUGGAGCACAGACUAUUCCACGAAUUCGCUUGAGCAAGGACAAUGACAAAGAUGACUGCAGUGUGACAUUAGAUUCAGGGGAUAAUUCAAGUAGCAUUAAACCCCGGAUCAAUAUUGGUUGCAAUUUCCAGGCAGACAUUCCAGAUGUUCAGAGUCGCUCUAAAGUGUCAGAAGACAUCCAUAAGGCUAAUCUUCUCUGGACAUCCUGUUAUUUGGAGACCCCUGAAAAACAGCAGAGAGUGGAUGAUCUUCUAAAGAUGGCAUGUUCCAGUGUGCUUCCAGGAGGAGGGACAAACACGGAAUACACACUUCAUUGUCUUUUUGAGUGUAGGGGUGACAUCGUGGCAACCCUAGAGAAACUACUGUCUGUGACAGCAGCGAAACAUGGAUCCAGCCUUCAUACAAAUUACCAUUAUGCUGGAUCAGAUAAAUGGACUCUGCAAGAAAAGAGACAGCUGAACAAGGCCUUGCUAAUUCACAACAAAGAUUUUCACCUAAUUCAAAAAAUGGUGAAAACUAAGUCUGUAGCUCAGUGUGUCGAGUAUUACUACACAUGGAAGGAGAAGCUCCGACUGGGCAGGAGAUUCAGUACGGGUCCGAUAACUCCAGGCCAAGUGAAAGAGAAUAGAGGUCAUUUGAAGGAAGGCAACACCAGACAACCUGCACAUGAAACAAAGAACAAAACCGGAGUGCUGGAAUUUACUGAGCUUUCUAACAACAUCAGUAGUGCAUUUACUGGUGAAAUACCUAGAUCUGGCCCUAUGUUUAAUGGGAAUGAAUGGAACCAAAGUAAUAUAGGUGGGCUGAGUAAUUCUCCAGCUGAAAAUAACAGACCCAAAUCAGCUCAGCACUUUGCUUCCGGCUCUGUAAAAAGUUCACCUUCAAACAGUUCAACAAGUGGAGACACUGACUCAAAUCUCAUCUUCCCCUGCACUGAAUGUGGAAAAGUGUUUCUUAAGGUGAAAAGUCGUAAUGCUCACAUGAAGACUCAUCGCCAACCAGAUGAUCCACAGUUUUGGCAGCUUACUAACUUUCCUGAACAGGAAAAAAAGAGAGCGACACCAGCCAGUCCUUCUGUUGGACUACUUCAACUACCCCUAACAACUCAUUCUGUAUCUUGCACCAAUAAUGGAGAUAUAAAACCAUUAUACAUCAACAAGGCAGAAACACUGCAACAAGCAGACUGCCUCUUGCAGAGCCAUAAUCUUAAAGAGUAAUAUUUUGACCUCUGCUGAACUGGGCCGAUAUAAGUGGAACUUUGUUUAAUCAAAAUGUUAAGAUGUUCAAAUUCUGGCCAAAAUACCAUGGUUCAGAGACUUUGUAAAAACUAUAUCUUAUGAACCAAAUGUUUAUGAGGCUUAUUAAUAGGGAGAUGACAUUUGUUGGUAUAAACAAAUAAUUAUUUUAGUCCUCAGAAUAUAUUUGGCAACUUAAAGUUUAACCUAGAUUAAACUGGCCCAAAUGGAUAAAUGCCAGUUCUAUGUGUAUAAAGUGUGUGUUUUAACCAAAGCACUGUACAAAUAAACAAAUAUGUUUUAAAAGCUUUAUGAAGCGGGUCCAAA